AUGAAUAAGCCGGCCAACAACUUAACGUUACCGGCCAGCAAAAGAGGAAGAAGUAACAAAGUUAUAUUUGCGUGCGAUAAAGGUGGAAAAUAUAAGGAUAAAAGUGAGACUCAAAGUGCUACUAAGAGAUGUGGAUGUCCAUUCAAAAUCAGAUCGACUCCGGCAAAAGAUGAGUCUGGAUGGAAGGUUGAUGUAAAAUGUGGAGUUCAUAAUCAUGGUUUACCAGAUAGAUUAGAAGGCCAUUCAUUUGUUGAGCGAGAUCCUGAGAACGUCACUCGGAUCACGCAAAUAUACAAGCAUAAAAGUGUGAUUGAAGCGGAGAUAAGAGGUCCAAGAAGUGAGAUACAACAUUUGCUUAAGCUUAUAGAGGAGGCGAACUAUGUUUAUUGGAGUAGGAAACGGGAUGAUUGUGAAGUUGUGAGAGAUAUUUUUUGGGCUCAUCCAGAUUCGGUAAAGUUGCUGAAUCUUUUUCCUACUGUCUUGAUUAUGGACGCCACUUAUAAGACCAACAAAUAUAGACAACCUCUGUUUGAAAUAGUUGGUAUGACAUCGACCGAGUUGACAUUUGCGGUUGCAUUUGCUUAUAUGGAGUGUGAGCAGACAGAGAGUUAUAUUUGGGUCUUGGAUAAGCUGAAGCAAUUGUUUGUGAAGAAAGAUGUGGUUCCACAAGUGAUUUUGACGGAUAGAGAUCUUGCUUUAAUGAAAGCAGUUGAAGUUGUUUUUCCUACGACGCAUAACUUGCUAUGUCGUUUUCAUAUUAACAAAAAUGUUGGGAUGAAAUGCAAGGAAUAUGUGAUGAAAGACAUGCAAGAGACGAUAGGCACAUUGUGGAAAGAUGUUGUAUGGGCUAGUAAUGAGGUUGAGUAUGGUGUACGGUUGCAGUAUCUUGAACAAGCAUGCUUUGCUUGUACUGACUUCCUCGAUUACGUGAAGAACACUUGGUUGAUCCCACAUAGGCAAAGAUUUGUAGGCGCAUGGAUUAAUCUAGUGCUUCAUUUUGGUAACACCACGACAAAUCGGGUUGAAUCUGCACAUUGGAAGCUAAAGCAGAUGAUAGGAAACAGCCUUGGUGACAUGGUCAAAGUUUGGGAAGCUAUGAAUUCUAACCUAAAAAUCCAAAUAGGUAACAUUCGAGCUUCGUUUCAAAAAAGUUUUUAUGAGGUUGAGCACGCACACAUUAGUCCAUUUUAUGAUAAUUUGCGUGGUUCAGUAUCGAGAGCUGCUUUGAGACGCAUUGCAGAAGAGUUAUCGAGGCUUGAUUAUGUGUUAAAUAGUAGGGAAAAAUGUGGUUGUACUAUGAGAACAAGUUAUGGGCUACCUUGUGCUUGUGAGAUGGGAAGAUCGAUUGUUGUUGGAAUCCCAUUACAAAUAGAAAAUUUUCAUCUUCAAUGGAGGAUACUAUCUAUGGAAGGUGACUUGCCUUUAGAUGAGGAAGCUGAUUCGGAGGUGGAUAUGAGUAAUGCAAUUGAUGAAUUGUGGAGAAGGUUUAAAUCACUAGAUGUUGUUGGAAAAAGAGCAUUGAAAAGUAGGGUUUGUGAAAUUGCAUAUCCCACAACAACUUCAUUGUGUCCACCACCUGAGAAAAUAAAAUUAUUGGUUUUCAAAAUUAUUGAUGAAGUAUCGGAAAUUUAG
Vicia villosa (hairy vetch) is the source of this 1632-nucleotide messenger RNA. RefSeq names its product PKS-NRPS hybrid synthetase cheA-like. The transcript has 4 exons. Gene Ontology annotation, biological process: regulation of DNA-templated transcription. NCBI's taxonomy places the organism in Eukaryota, Viridiplantae, Streptophyta, Magnoliopsida, Fabales, Fabaceae. The coding region runs from base 1 to 1632 and encodes 543 amino acids. The record is from RefSeq and is a predicted model, not a curated record.